This is a messenger RNA of Oryzias melastigma (Indian medaka), 2229 nucleotides long. RefSeq names its product solute carrier family 38 member 6 (gene slc38a6). Bases 146 to 1525 code for a protein of 459 amino acids. Lineage: Eukaryota; Metazoa; Chordata; Actinopteri; Beloniformes; Adrianichthyidae. Gene Ontology annotation, biological process: L-glutamine transport; amino acid transmembrane transport. The record is from RefSeq and is a predicted model, not a curated record. The transcript is spliced from 16 exons. Gene Ontology annotation, molecular function: L-glutamine transmembrane transporter activity.
GGAAAAUGGGAUCAUGUGACAUUAGACAUCAACAACAACAACAGGAAGCAGCUGACCGAUCGAUAAGUAGUAUUUUAAGAGAGACGGAGAACAUGAAUUGAUAAGUUUGCUGCUUUUUGUCGCCACGCGACGGUAAAGAAGGAGGAUGAGCAUCAACGGCAGCGCGCACAAAGUCCGCCGCAGUGGCGACUCUGUCUCCGGCCGGGAUUCAGAAUCAGGCGAGACAACACCUUUGUUAGGAAAUGGAUCGGUGCAAAGUCGAUCUACGGGAGCAUCUUUCACCUCCUCUGUGUUUAACCUGAUGAAUGCAAUUAUGGGCAGCGGAAUUCUGGGUCUGGCUUAUGCCAUGGCCAACACAGGAAUUGUCAGCUUCUGCCUUCUGUUGAUGUUGGUGGCCAGUCUGGCGGCAUAUUCCAUCCACCUCCUUCUGAAACUGUGUGACUAUACAGGUGUCAACUCCUAUGAAGAUCUAGGAGAUAGAGCUUUGAAAAAAACAGGCCAAGUUCUUGUUGGAGUUACUAUUAUCGUCCAAAACAUUGGUGCCAUGUCGUCCUAUUUGUUCAUCUUGAAGUCGGAGCUUCCUGCCGCCAUCAGAAGCUUCCUGAGCCCCGGAGAAGCAGGAACUGCUUGGUAUGACGAUGGACGGUUGCUUCUGGUCUUAAUUGCAGUUUGCAUCAUCCUUCCUUUAGCAAUGCUGCCCAAGAUCGGCUUCCUUGGCUACACCAGCAGUCUCUCAUUUUUCUUCAUGCUUUACUUUGCAAUUGUGGUUGUGGUAAAGAAAUGGUCUAUUCCCUGUCCUCUUCCUCAUAACACUACUACCCUUUACCAGACUUCCAAGAUCUCAAAUGACUCAGAGAGUGAAUGCACACCAAAGCUCUUUGUCGUCUCCAUUAAGAGUGCCUACGCCAUCCCCACCAUGGCCUUCUCCUUUCUGUGCCACACGGCUGUCCUGCCCAUCUACUGCGAGCUGGAACGGCCCACCAAGGCCCGGAUGCAGAAGGUGGCAAACAUCGGCAUAGCCCUCAGCUUCUUCCUGUACUUCAUUUCCUCUCUUUUUGGCUACCUCACUUUCUACAGCCACGUGGGCACCGAGCUGUUGUUCGCCUACAACUCCUACUUGCCUCGGGACAUCAUGGUGAUGACGGUUCGGCUGGCCAUCCUCAUCUCUGUCCUGCUGACUGUACCACUUAUUCACUUCCCUGCUCGUAAGGCGGUGAUUUCGCUGCUGUAUGGAGAACGGGAGAUCUCCUGGCUCAUCCACAUCAUCUUAACGGUCAUCCUCCUCAGCGUGGUGCUGAUGAUGGCCAUUUUUGUGCCGGACAUCAGCAGCGUGUUCGGAGUUGUUGGAUCGACCACGUCCAGCUGUCUGCUGUUUGUUUUUCCAGGGAUCUUCUACCUUAAGAUCAGCAACCAACCUCUGAGAUCGGUGGACUCAGUUGGGGCCAUUCUUCUUGUGAUCUUUGGCUUCAUCAUGGGCACUGUCAGUCUAUCUGUCAUCAUCGUCACAUUGGUGAAAACCCUAUAAGACACUCAGGUUCAAAUCAAGGGAAACCAAAGAAGGGAAACCUAUUUUAGAAAUCGUACUUGGUGAUUUUAGAUGAUAUCAAAGAAACUGUUUUAACUUUGUGUACAUUUAAAUAAGUAUUGUGACGCUCUUUGUGGAUGAUCCUGCACUAUUUUAUAAGUUUUGUAAGCCAAGCAACUAACCUUUUAAUGUGUGAUUGCAAUUAUAAAUGUUUACAUACAUGUUUACACUUUAAUUUAUGCACAAAAAAUGUAAUGAUUAUUGUGAUUAUUUUUUUAUUUUUCCAGUCAUUUUUUAAACUCUAUUUGUGGUCAUAUAACUUCAGGGAAUUUCCUCUGUCAUGUAUUCCAUAAAAGGUUGUGGAAAUAGAAUGAUUAGAUUUUUUUUUGGCAGAAUUUGUCAAGUCACUUGCAGCUUUCUGGAUAAAAAAAAUCAAUUCUCACUCACAAAAUUCAAGAAUAAGUCAUAACAUGUGUUUUUUUUUUUUUUUUGUUACUGCAAAGGGAAAUUUCUUUGUUGUCUUUACUUUUAUUGUGAACAUAAACAAUUUUAAUAAUGGAAGCAACUCCUUUUUAGAUGUUUAUCAUAAUAUUUAUGGUAAAAUUCAUUUUUUUUUACCAAGUAAAAUUGUUUUUGGAAUGGAAUUGUGAAAAGCAAAUCAAUACUCAAUGCAACAAAUUAUAAAAUGGUACACAAAAAAAUUA